Rhopilema esculentum is the source of this 4826-nucleotide messenger RNA. RefSeq names its product transcription initiation factor TFIID subunit 5. Gene Ontology annotation, biological process: transcription initiation at RNA polymerase II promoter. Gene Ontology annotation, molecular function: RNA polymerase II general transcription initiation factor activity; protein binding. The record is from RefSeq and is a predicted model, not a curated record. Gene Ontology annotation, cellular component: transcription factor TFIID complex. NCBI's taxonomy places the organism in Eukaryota, Metazoa, Cnidaria, Scyphozoa, Rhizostomeae, Rhizostomatidae.
UGCCCUUGAAGGAGGCUACUGUUGAUGCACGCGCCAUUUUAGUUGUGACAAUUUUUCAGUUUGGAUUGGAAGUUGACUUUUUUGCCAAGUUCAUUGUAAUUCAAAUUAUUAGCUUCAAAGGCACUUCAUGGCUGAAAGAAACAAUCCUUUAUCUUCUACAAUGUAGAUGAAUAUUCCACUCGAGAGUUUAUAUCUCUGUUCGUGAAAAGGUCGACAUGUCAAUGUGACUCUUCUCUCUCAGAGAAAGCCUUUUGUUUAUAAUGGCCGAGGCAAAGAAGGACGAAAAACAGCUGCUUAAAGCAGUAUUGCAGUUUCUAAAGAAAACGAACUUGAAGGCAACAGAAGAUGCCUUGAAAUCAGAAGCUGGUAUAGAUGAAGAGGAAUAUAGUUCUGUACGCUCCCUUUCAGCAGUGGAAAAUGUGCCAGACAUAAAUAGCCUUUUAGCAGAGUAUGAAAAUGAGGGUGAUCCUCUCAACUACGCUGAAUAUUACAAAGGCUUACAAGACUUUAUUGGAAGAACUUUGGACAUUCAUAGGCCUGAAAUGUCAUUGGUCUUAUAUCCCCUGUUUGUACAUUUGUACCUUGAAUUGGUUUACAAAGAGUUAGAAGUUGAAGCUAAUGCUUUCUUUGCUAAAUUUGAGCCAUAUCAAGAAGGAUAUCGUCAAGAGGAUUUGAGAAAACUAAAAUGCAUCACAAAAAGAGACCACAUGUUUUGUAGCAAUGAAAUCCUCGAUUUGUUUCGAAGCUCUAAGUAUGUCAUCAGGAUUUCAAGAGAAACAUUUGGAAUGCUAAAGAAAUACCUUCAGGAAAAUCAAAGAGACGUCAUUCUAAACAUAAUCCAGCAGCACUUCCAUCUGGAUGUCUUUGAUGGCCGUCCAAGGAAAAAGCGGAAUCUUGGGGCAGGAACAGGGGGAAUAUCUGGUGAAGCACCGCAGUAUGCAAACAAUGCAAAGGUUUUUUACGGCCUUAUUCACGAUCCUGAAUUGAAUGCCUCUUUGGAAGAGGACAGUGACGAGGAGGAAGACAAAGAAAAACCAAAGAAAAAAAAGUCAAAAAGAGAUGAAGCGAAAAAAAGACAAGCCACAGACCCUCAUGCACCAAAACCAGAGAGGAUUUCUUUUCCGAGUUUGAAGGACAGUGACAAAAGACUAAAACUUGCAAAGUACAAAGAAUUAUUGAAGCGUCUGCAUGUUGGCCCAAACAGCCUUCCAUCCAUUUGCUUCUACACGGUCCUAAACGCAAGUCAAGGACUGAAUGUCAUCGAGUUUAGUGAUGAUUCCAAGAUGCUUGCUGCUGGGUUCGAUGACUCUUCUAUUAAAUUAUGGAGUCUUACGCCUCGAAAAUUGCGAACACUAAAAGCUCCUUAUGAACUAGCAAGGAUUGACAAAGAGGCUGAUGAUGUUUUGGAAAGGAUAAUGAACGAAAGAUCAGCAACGGAGCAAAAAACAUUGCUUGGUCACAGUGGGCCAGUUUAUGGCUUGAGUUUCAACGAAAACAAUUCAUUUCUUGUAUCGUCGUCAGAAGAUGGAACUGUCCGUCUUUGGAGUUUGCACACUUUUACAAAUCUUGUUGUCUAUAAAGGCCACACAUUCCCAGUGUGGAGUGUCAAAUUCUGCCCAAAAGGAUUUUAUUUUGCGUCAGUAUCAGCUGACAGAACAGCUCGUCUUUGGUCGACAGAUUCUCACACACCACUGCGAAUCUUCGCUGGACACUUAGCUGAUUUGAAUGCUAUCGAUUUCCAUCCUAACUGCAACUAUAUCGCAACUGGUUCUUCAGACAGGACAGUUCGUGUGUGGGAUAUUCUUACUGGCAAUUCAGUGCGUCUGUUCACUGGCCAUAAGGGUGCCGUGCAUGCUGUUGCGUUUUCUCCCGAUGGAAAGCAUCUUGUUUCGUCAGGUGUCGAUAAAAGAAUAUUAUUGUGGAACAUAGCAGAUGGUGUUCCAGUAAUCGAUUUAACAGGCCACACGGAGGCAGUAUUUGCCCUUAGCUUCAGCCGGGAUGGUCACGUGCUCGCUUCAGGUGGAGUUGACAAUUGUUUGAAAUUUUGGGAUAUAAAACGCGCUUGUAAAAUGGAGGACGACGAGGAAAUGGACCAGUUCGAAAACAACGAAUCAGCUUUUGAAAUGGCCUCGUUUCUGACCAAAUCAACACCAGUCCACUCAAUUCACUUUACAAGGAAGAACCUCGUUUUAGCAUCUGGACCGUUUGUAUCUUCGCAUUAGAUGAUGGAAAAGAAGAACGAAAAAUUGGAAAAAUUCAAGAUUUUAGGCAAGAACUUCAAUCUAGAAACACCAGAAACGUUUGUUGCAAGGGCAUAGAAAGUAAAAACAGAAUUAUCUCUUGACAAAUAUAUCCUAACUUUUAUGUUAACAUCUUAAAUACUUAUAGCCUUGUUAUGUAAACCAAAUGAGAGAAAAUUGUCGUUUUGUUUGUUAAAAAGCCUAGCGUACCUCCAGCUGAUGGGUUCUUGUCGCAGGUGACAGCAUUGAAGGUUGACACAAAUGUGAUUAAGAGAGGUUUCCCCUGUAUUGUGGAUAGGAAAGCUGGUGCUACAUUCAUUCCAUUUGUAUCCGGGAAUACCUAGAUUGAUUCCGUGAAAGCAGAAUACGAUAACUUUGUAUAUCGUGCCUUAUCUUCAAGUUUCCACUGUGAUUCUACUAGCUUCUUGAUGACCUGGCGUAAUUUUUUUCAAUUUGUUCAACAGAGGGAUUGUUUGAAGCCACCGACAUCAUUAGUUUUGUUGCUACAGUAAAUUUUUGAUGCGAAUUGAUUGGCCUACUUGCUCAUUGCUGCCCGUAUAAGAAACCGCUUUGUUUAAAGUUGCUUCCACCAUUGGUCAAACUUGCAAAAAUUUAUUCAAACUAGAGAUAACACGGAGCAAAAGGACGAUUCAUUCAAUUAUUGAUGUCGAUAGUGACCAUAGUUUGUUUACUUGAUGAUGAAGCAAGAACAAGAUAUUCUCAUUUUAACCUUUUUGAAAACAUAAAAGCUCUUCUGUAUGCAUGUUAGAAAGGUGAAUAAAAAGUAGAAGUAUUUCUCGGGGGUACUCUUAAUUAAGCUCAGCGAAUAAUUUGAUUAUGAUCAUGGAUGCACUCGGGAAAGAGGAGUUGGUUGACGAAGCAGUAAGAAGAUUUGGGUUGUGUUACGAAGAAAUCUUGAUGCCUGUUGAAAUUAUUAGGAUCCAUGACGCGAUACAGCCGGACAAUGAAAUCACACUGAAGCAAGUUGAAGCCGCCUUGAUUCAAGUUGUUGGUGCCGAAUUUUGUGACAAAGCUGAAGUUAUGGAUGUCCUUCAUGAUCUAGAUAGGAGAAACUUUUUAUUAAGAGAUCUUAAAUGGGAGUUUGAGCUACUCGAUUACGAAAGAUGUGGAACUCUUCCACACGAAAGGGCGUGGUUUUUGUUUAGUGCUGUUCGCGGAAAGAACUCAAAAGAUAUAUGGGAUAAAUUUGUGGCAGAAAGACUUGUUCCUGAGAGCAAGAUAUCUUUCGAUGAAUUAUCGCCCCUUUUGUGUGACUUGAUUGACUUGACUGAGAGUGAAGACAGCGCUAGUCAUGCUUAAUCAGUGGUUUACGCUGACAUCACCAGAGCCUUAUCGUAAAAAUCAACCCUCGCAGGGAUCUGAUUCUAAAGGAAAACUUCUAACACUGCGCGUAUUUGCAUUGCAAGAUGACUGGCCGGCCUUUGAAUUUUUAAUAUUCUGCAGAUAGGUUUUAAGGUAUAGUUAAACCAUGCCAUUUCGACACCAUUUAUAUGCAAAAUUUCGCGAGUUAUCUAAAGCUCAAGUCAUUACUGUCGACCAUGCGGUGAUCGACUCGUUUGCAGCUGCAUGUAUCUUCGAAAAGUUCUGUUGUAUAUUAAUGGAAACAAUGUUUGGCAAAAAAGUUUUCGAAUGUCGUCAAUUCUGGUCGUUGAUCCUUAGAUUCUUUCUAGACUAGACAGUAAUUUGUAAUUUAAAAGCCAAGGUUCCUCUCUGCUGUUACUAUCAAUGGUUUCUAACACUUUUUCAUUAUUUUGGCAAUUCAAUUUAUACAAAUAUCAAUUCUAAAAUGUUUAUUAUUUCCAAAUGUUGUACAAAGCAUUAUUCUCACCUAGGACUUGCUGCAUUUUGCAUUUUGCUUUGGAUUUUCUUCCAGUCUAAACGCCAUUCGUUUGUUUUUCGGAAAGUGCUUUAAAAAUUAAGAAAUCUAGCUCAAAUUUCUGGCUGUUGUUCAUUAGCAAAUGUUAAGCCCUGAAAAAUGCUAAAAUAGAACUUUUCUUCUUCACUGUUAUAACAGAAGGACACAUAGGUUUAAAGUCGGCUUACGUAGGUCGAAGCAACAUACGGCUUUUAAGUUUCAGGGGGACGCCAAAUUUGCUAAAUGCCAAUAGCAAGUCACAGUAACUGUCAUUGUUCUAAAUAUCAUCGCAGUAACUGCCAUUGUUGUGAAUAGAGUAGUUGCAGUAGACAAUGUUGUAAAAUAGUAUGAAUUCUUGAUUCCCAGAAGUGCAGAAAAUAUUAUAUACGAUAGGUAAGAGAGUAAGAUUUUUUAUAGGAUUAUGGUGUUUGUUUCUCUGGAAUCUCUUUUCCCCAACAGGAAUUUGACCUUGCUACUAGCUUUACUAAAUUAUCUGAGGUUUGCUAUACUACAAUGUCCAAGAUUCAUAAUCUUUACACUCAAGGCAAUGUAUUUUUCUUUGUUUAUAUAAAGAGGAGGAAAUAGCCUUUGAAAGUUAAAAAAAGGCUUUGGGCUAUCCUGCAUUUAAAUUGAAACUAAUUUUUUAUAAAAAAUUUUCUUUCCCUUUUUGUUUUCCCUGAAAAAUUUUGUGCUCUUUUCUGUUCCUUUUC